AUGUCGGUUAAGGUCUGCGAAGCAGUCGAAGCGGCAAUCAAAAAAACGUCGAAUGCAGGACCCAGCGCCCCCCCGGUUCCCCGUCAAUGCUGGCAGCACCCUCAAGAAUACUUCGACGAACGACUGCGCCAAAGACAGCCAGAGGAGCGGGCACCAGCCCCCGAACGAAUUUUGCCAGCAGCAAGAGACCAGUAUACUUAUUGA
Molecule: messenger RNA, 204 nt
Organism: Penicillium subrubescens
Lineage: Eukaryota; Fungi; Ascomycota; Eurotiomycetes; Eurotiales; Aspergillaceae
Exons: 2
Coding region: 1-204 (67 amino acids)
Source: RefSeq, a predicted model, not a curated record